Messenger RNA from Scleropages formosus (Asian bonytongue), 1588 nucleotides. Its product is annotated as probable isoprenylcysteine alpha-carbonyl methylesterase ICMEL2. The coding region runs from base 383 to 1492 and encodes 369 amino acids. Gene Ontology annotation, molecular function: arylformamidase activity. The transcript has 9 exons. NCBI's taxonomy places the organism in Eukaryota, Metazoa, Chordata, Actinopteri, Osteoglossiformes, Osteoglossidae. The record is from RefSeq and is a predicted model, not a curated record.
CCGAGGACCAAUGAGGAUACAGGGGUUUGGUGACGUCAUAUGCGCAGACCGGCGUUCGAUUUUGUAAGGUGCGUUGAACGGCAUAGAAUCGCGUGGACUGAUCGGUGUAUUUCAGUGCAGAAUGAAAUCGUGCCGUUUUCGCACAACUCUAACUAUUAGUAUGAAAAAGUUUAAACGUGCUCUUCUUUCUGUUCAAUAAGAGUGAGCCCGAAUGAAGCAGACACCUUUAACCUUACUCGUCUUAAUGAACUGACUGAGCGCAGUCACGUCAUCAUGUGCCGAGCUGGAAUUAAAUCCCCCUGUUCCUCUGUUUGCCGUCCUGAUCAUCUGAAAGCACAAGUUUUGGUUUAGUAUCUUCAGUCACAUUUUGAAAAAGAUCUCAAUGAUUGGUUCAAAGUACCACGUUUCUCUGCCCUUGGCUGCUGGAGCCAUAUUUAUUGCCAUUCCUUAUAGCAUCUCACUUCUUACCCAGUGGGUGUAUGGAUGGCCCAACUACCCAGGAUAUCGAAAGUAUAUAGAAGCCCUAAAACCCAGGCGGAUCUACUAUGUAACCCGAGCUGUGUUGGAAACUCUGAAAUAUCUGCAAUACGGCAAACUGUACUUUCAGUGGAAAUUGUGGUACAAGAAUGUUGAUAAUCACAAACAUUAUGAGAAGGGCAUCUCUUUUGGCCGCCAUGGCAACAAACUGGAUUUGUACUAUUCUCCCAAAAUGGACCGAUCCAGCAAUACCCUUUCAUCUGUAGUUGUUUUUGUCUAUGGAGGUGCAUGGGGUUCAGGAGAAAGGUCCACAUAUUGUUUACUGGCCCUUCAGAUGGCAAAGGAGCUCAAUGCAACUGUGGUCUGCCCUGAUUAUUCCAUCUAUCCAAAGGGAAAUGUUUUAAGUAUGGUUCAAGAUGUUGCUGACUGCCUGGUUUGGCUGAGAAACAAUGGGCAUAUGUUCAAUAUUGACACAGGCAGUAUUGUAAUGAUUGGCCAUUCAGCAGGUGCUCAUCUGUGUGCAUUGACCACUCUCUUUCUGGUGGAGGGUGUUGAUGAGCUGGCAAUAGAGGCAGAAACACAGAAGGAAAUUACCUGUUCCAUCAAAGGGGUUAUAGGACUGAGUGGAGUGUAUGAUGUCGUGGACCAUUACCAGCACGAAAAAAUUCGAGGAAUUGAGUAUGUGUCCACAAUGCACAGAGCCAUGGGAGGAAUGGAUAAAUUUGAUAUUUACUCACCUAGAACUUUCUUAGGGAAACUUAAUGAGGGUGCUCUGAAAAGACUUCCUCCUUUCGGCUUGCUCCACGGAACAGAUGACAUCGUUGUUCCUGUAGAGUCUUCAGUCCAGUUCUCUGAGGCUCUCACGUCCCUCUCUGCGAAGGUGUCCCUCUAUUUGCUGCCCAAGAUGAACCACACUGAGAUUGUCACUGACCUUAUGGCACCGGACAGGCACUUCUACCACAUUGUAUUUGGGUGUAUCAAACAGGAGUUCCAUAAAUUCAUAGCAAAGUGUUGACAAAAUGGGCACUGAUUCCAUAAUGCUGUAGUUUCUCUGCAGUUUUUUUUCUUUUUUUUUUCUUUUUUUACUAUUCAGUUCAUUUGAAGUGGCGCA